AACCCACAAGCAACCCCACCCACCACACACACACACACACACACACACACACAGACACACACACACACACACUAACUAAAGAUCAUUACAUCAGACUAUACUCCUCAGGAGGAACUAAUUCCUUCUUGUUUGGACUGCUGUGAGGAGUCAAGCACAGCAAAGAGAACAGCAAAGAUGGGGAAGAGGAAGUUCUCUGGGUUGGAGAUAGCCCUGAUGGUGAUGUUUGUCAUGAUCGGGAUAGUUGCCAUAGCACUUAUUGCCCUGCUUGCCACAAGAAUAAAUGAGACAAAGACAUUUAUAGCACAGUGUCCAAAUAUUCCCCUGGCUGAAAGAGUGGAUUGUUUUCCAGACGCAGGUGCCUCGCAGCAAAGCUGUCAGGAGCGUGGCUGCUGCUGGGGCCCACAUGAUCAAACAAACGUGCCUUGGUGUUUCUUCUCUAGUAAUCAUGGCUACACUGUGGUCAGUGAAAGCCAGCCAAGUAGCACAAAAUUGGAGGCCAGACUGAAAAGACAGGACGCACCAUCUCUGUUUGGCUCUGACAUUCUUGAGCUAUCCUUUGUAGCAGAAAUGCAAACAGAAAAUCGCCUUCGAUUUAAGAUCACUGAUGCAAAUGAAGCCCGGUUUGAAGUUCCUCAUGAACACAUCCAGUCUCUGUCCAGCUCUCAGAAUGGACCACUGAAGUAUGAGUUUGAGCUUCUCAAGAGUCCAUUUGGAGUGAGAGUUCGCAGAGCAUCCAAUAAAAAAGUCCUCUUUGAUACCAGUAUUGGACCGCUGAUUUUUGCUAACCAGUACCUACAGCUCUCUGCUAAACUCUCCUCGGAUAACAUUUAUGGACUCGGUGAACACGUUCACAAGAAAUUCCGCCAUGAUAUUGACUGGAAGACAUGGCCUAUAUUUACACGAGACGCCUUUCCAAAUGGUGGUACUCACAACCUGUAUGGUCACUACCCUUUCUUCAUGUGCCUGGAGGAUGAAAGUGGAAAAUCCUUUGGUGUUUUCCUAAUGAACAGCAAUGCUAUGGAGGUGACUCUUCAGCCAGCACCUGCUGUGACCUACAGAACAAUUGGAGGAGUUCUGGACUUUUAUAUCCUGCUUGGAGACACACCAGAGGCUAUUGUACAGGAGUUCACACAGCUGGUCGGCAGGCCAACUAUUCCUCCAUAUUGGGCUUUAGGUUUCCAGCUCUCACGCUGGGACUAUGGCAGCCUGGAAGAAGUCAAGAAAACAGUGGAGAGAAAUCGAGCAAUUGGCCUUCCUUAUGAUGUGCAGUACACAGAUAUAGACUACAUGGAGGACAAAAAGGACUUCACUUACGACAUGGUGAAGUUCAAAGACCUGCCACAAUUUGCUGACUACAUGCAUGCAGAAGGGCAAAAAUAUAUUCUCAUAUUCGAUCCCGCCAUAGCCACAAGCAAGAGAAUCAAUGGAGCAUACGAGUCAUAUGACAGAGGAACACAAGCUGAGGCAUGGAUCACUGAGGCAGAUGGAAAGACUCCAAUACUGGGAGAGGUUUGGCCUGGACAGACCGUGUUUCCUGACUACACCAAGCAAUCCUGCAUCAGGUGGUGGGUGGAUGAAAUCAUCCAAUUCCAUAAGCAAGUGAAUCAUGAUGCAAUCUGGAUUGACAUGAACGAAGUGGCCAGCUUUGUGAAAGGCUCCAGUAAAGGAUGUGCUGAUAAUUCACUGAAUUAUCCACCGUUCACUCCAAACAUCCUUGAUAAUUUGAUGUACAGUAAGACUUUGUGUAUGGAUGCAAAGCAGGCCUGGGGAAAUCACUAUGAUGUUCACAGUCUUUAUGGAUAUUCCAUGGUGCUGGCAACAGAAGAGGCUGUGAGGCAAGUCUUUGGCAGCAAUCGCUCAUUCAUUCUCACUCGUUCCUCUUUCCCUGGAGUAGGAAAGUAUUCAGGCCACUGGCUGGGUGAUAACGCUGCCAACUGGAAUGAUAUUAAAUGGGCAAUACCCGGCAUGCUGGAGUUUAACCUAUUUGGAGUGCCUUAUAUCGGUGCAGAUAUCUGUGGCUUUUUUGACGACACAACCGAGGAGCUGUGCACACGCUGGAUGCAAGUGGGAGCCUUUUAUCCAUUUAGUCGUAAUCACAAUGCUCAGUACUACAAACCUCAGGAUCCUGCAGCUUUCGGCGCUGACUCUGUGCUGGUGAAAAGUUCCAAACACUACCUGAGCAUCCGCUACACACUCCUGCCAUACCUUUACACACUCUUCUAUAGAGCUUACAUCAGUGGGGACACUGUGGUGAGACCCAUCAUGCAUGAAUUCUACUCAGACCCUGCAACAUGGACAGUGGAUCUUCAAUUUCUAUGGGGAGCACAUUUGCUUAUCACACCAGUACUGGAUGCUGGUGUGGACAAAGUUAGAGCAUACAUUCCUGAUGCUGUAUGGUAUAACUACGAGACAGAAGAGAAAAUCAAGGAGCGGAAACAGCAAGUUGAAAUCUACUUGCCACUAGAUAAGAUGGGUGUUCACAUCAGGGGUGGAGCCAUUCUGCCAAUCCAGAGACCUGCAGUCACUACUGUGGAUAGUCGGCGUUCUCCUAUGGGCCUAAUCAUUGCGCUUGAUGACAACAACCAGGCAUCAGGCGAGCUGUUCUGGGAUGAUGGACAUUCUCGAGAUACUGUUUCAUCUGGGGUCUACAUCCUUUACCAGUUCUCUGUUGUUCAAGGACUGCUGACAAUGAAGGCACUCCACAGUGGAUACGCUGAUCCAAACAAUCUGGUGUUUGAGAAUGUCACUGUUUUAGGACUGAGUAGCCCCCCCACGACUGUGACCAUCGAAGAUGGCAACAUAGUCACUGCUUUGCCAGAGUCCAACAUUCAAUAUGACUCAGUGAAGAAGGUGCUACAUCUGAGAAAUCUCCAACUGCAGCUGGGGAAAGAUUACAAACUUGCCUGGAAUUCAAUCGUUGACGAUUUACAGCGGUUUGACUGCUAUCCAGGGGAAAUGGCCACUGAAGAGUCCUGCAUAAAAAGAGGCUGCAUCUGGGGGUACACACAUCUAAAUGGUGUGCCGUGGUGUUAUUUCCCCACGGAUUAUGGCUACAUUGCUGAGACUUCACAGGAAAUGCCAUAUGGAUGGAGCUUUAAUAUCAGGCGGAAUGAUAAAUACCCUGCUCCACGUAUUUUAUCUAGAGACAUCAACAUACUACGGGUGGAAAUCAAAUAUCUGACUGGACACUCCCUACAGUUUAAGAUCUUUGAUCCAGCUAAUAAGCGUUAUGAAGUUCCUGUUCCUCUUCAUUUACCAUCCACACCAGAGGUACCGGAGGAAAAGAGGAUGUACACAGUAAAUUUCACAAAGCAACCAUUUGGUAUUCAGGUGAUCAGGAAAAGCACAGGAACCAUCAUUUGGAAUUCGUCUGUUCCUGGCUUUACUUUCUCUGACCUGUUCAUACAAAUUUCAACUCUACUUCCUUCACAAUAUAUCUUUGGCUUUGGGGAGACUGAACAUACAAGCUUUAGACACGACAUGAACUGGCACACAUGGGGCAUGUUCAGUAAGGACCAACCACCAGGGUAUAAGUUGAACUCUUAUGGUGUGCAUCCCUUCUACAUGGGCCUGGAGCCAAGCUCUCAUGCUCAUGGAGUCCUGCUGCUCAACAGCAAUGCCAUGGAUGUGACAGUUCAGCCAACGCCUGCUCUCACUUACCGCACCAUUGGUGGGAUCCUUGACUUCUACAUGUUUAUGGGUCCCACUCCAGAACUGGUGGUAGAAGAAUACACUGAGAUGAUUGGCCGUCCAGUUCUCCCAGCAUAUUGGUCUCUAGGAUUCCAGCUUUGUCGCUAUGGUUAUGCUAAUGAUUCAGAAAUUGCUGAGCUUUAUGCUGAUAUGUUGAGUGCCAGUAUUCCUUAUGAUGUCCAGUAUGCAGAUAUUGACUACAUGGAGAGGCAGCUGGACUUUGUGCUCGAUAAGGACUUCGUCAACCUUCCUCAGCUGGUCAAAAAAAUGAGGGGGGAGGGCAUGCGUUUCAUCUUCAUCCUGGAUCCUGCAAUUUCAGGCAAUGAGACUGUUUAUCCUGCCUUCGAGCGCGGUGUUGAAAAGGACGUGUUCAUUAAAUGGCCAGCUGAGUUGGGUGACGGCAUCGUCUGGGGAAAAGUAUGGCCUGACUAUCCAAAUGUUACAGUUGAUGACUCUCUGGAUUGGGAGACACAAGUAGAGAAAUUCAGGUCGUAUGCAGCAUUCCCAGACUUUUUCCGGAACCGUACAGCAGAGUGGUGGCAGAGAGAAAUCAGUGACUUCUAUAAUAGCAUGACUUUUGAUGGCCUGUGGAUUGACAUGAACGAGCCAGCUAGUUUUGUCGAUGGCACUGUUGGAGGAAAUUGUCUAGGCCAAGCAAUCUUUGAUGAUCCACCAUACAUGCCACCACUGGAGUCUAAGGAACGAGGGCUGACUCACAAAACCCUCUGUAUGAACAGUCAGCAGUUUCUUCCCGAUGGCACUCCGGUUAAACACUAUGAUGUGCACAACCUGUAUGGCUGGUCUCACACCAAACCAACUUAUGAUGCCUUGCUGAACGUAACAGGGAAGAGAGGAAUUGUGGUGAGUCGCUCAACAUACCCGAGCAGUGGGCAAUGGGCAGGACACUGGUUGGGAGAUAACACAGCUGCCUGGGAUCAACUCUACAAGUCUAUAAUAGGGAUGAUGGAGUUCAGUUUGUUUGGAAUCCCUUAUACUGGCGCUGAUAUUUGUGGGUUCUUUAACCAAGCUGAGUAUGAGAUGUGCCUUCGCUGGAUGCAGCUGGGAGCAUUUUACCCAUAUUCCAGAAAUCAUAAUGGCAAGGGGAAUCCGAGACAAGACCCAGUGGCAUGGGAUGCUGCAUUUGCUAUUGCAUCUCGAGACGUCUUGAACAUCCGUUACACACUUCUCCCCUACCUGUACACACUCAUGUUUGAGGCUCACACUAAAGGCAGUACUGUGGUCCGGCCUAUGCUGCAUGAAUUUGUGAAUGAUAAAGUGACAUGGGACAUUUAUAAACAGUUCCUGUGGGGUCCAGCACUGCUCAUCAGUCCUGCUCUGGAUAAGGGAGUAACUGAGGUUAAUGGCUACAUCCCUAAUGCACGCUGGUAUGAUUACCACACGGCAAAGUUGGUGAAUGUGAGAGGCAAGUUUCUUACCAUGUCCACUCCACUCAAUCACACCAACAUACAUGUGAGAGGAGGAUUCAUACUACCAUGGCAGAAACCGGAGAACAACACACAAUACAGUCGCAAGAAUCCUCUCAGUCUGAUUGCUGCUCUUGAUGAUGAUGGAACAGCAACAGGUUCUCUGUUCUGGGAUGAUGGAGAGGGAAUUGACACAUAUCAGAAGAAUGAAUAUCUCCUGACAUACUUCACUGUGUUUAAGAACACUCUCUCAAACUUAGUUAUGCAUUAUAGUCUAGCUCCAACUGAUCAGCUCAUACUUGGCCAAGUAAAAGUUUGGGGUGCGGGAAGUCUUGCCAUCACUAAGGUGACCAUGAAGACAGUUGAAACUGAAAUGCCGCUGACCACAUUUUCCCAUGAUCCAGUCACAGAGGAGCUGUUCAUCGACGUAACAAGCAAAUCACAUGCAAUAGGAGAACAAUUCUCUAUCACUUGGAGCACAGGAAUAUGAAAAGGAAAACACAAAUCAAGAUCAACUCUUCAUUUCCCAUUAUUUGAAUAGUAUUUAUAGAUUCAAGCAACAUCACUAAUGAAAAGCAAAUCUGAGUGAAUUCUCUCUUAUGUAAAUUGUACACGGUGAGCUUAUUUUCCAAAGAACAUCCAAAUUGUAAGAAACUAAUUGUAAUAAAUUAAAGGCAAAAAAAAAAAAAACACCACCACAUGGAGUCUGUUCGUGUACAGUGCAAAGUGCUUCAUUGGAAAACCAUGGGAAGAUGAUAAUAAUAACCCCUAAUUAUCAACAAUCUCAUUUUUUUUGGCCGACAACCUGCCAGGCCGAUUUCAUGCACCAUUAGCUCUCAGCUAUAAUAAUAUGAUAAUCAAUUAUUCAUUCCACGAUAAACAUAUAAAUUUAGCGAUGGGGAUUUCAAAUUGAUUUCUGCUCUAAUUGGCAAUCAGCAUGUGGUAUGUGAGGUGCGUGUGUUGGUUUGGAAGAGGGUGAAGGCGCCUUAGGUGGUCACUAAUGACGAUUAUACCAGAGACAUAUCCUUCCCAAGAUAGUGAAGGUCCAACUGUGCAUAUAAUUAUUUGGUGUUUCAUUUGGAGAGAUGGUGCAUUUGAAGCAACUAUUCAAUUAGCAGAAAACAGCAGUCCUGUUUCCCUGGUAGGAAAAACUGACAUGCACAUGGCAGGAUGCUGAAACAAACACUCAAAAACACAGACCCAGAUGCGCGCGCACACACACACACACACACACACACACACACACACACACA
Messenger RNA from Ictalurus furcatus (blue catfish), 6367 nucleotides. It is a transcript of the gene si, whose product is annotated as sucrase-isomaltase (alpha-glucosidase). The transcript is spliced from 48 exons. The coding region runs from base 175 to 5604 and encodes 1809 amino acids. The record is from RefSeq and is a predicted model, not a curated record. Gene Ontology annotation, molecular function: alpha-1,4-glucosidase activity; carbohydrate binding. NCBI's taxonomy places the organism in Eukaryota, Metazoa, Chordata, Actinopteri, Siluriformes, Ictaluridae. Gene Ontology annotation, biological process: carbohydrate metabolic process.